AUUUUCUCCAAGCAUUUAAGUUCAGGAAAUCUUAUUAUUAUUUUCAUAAACUCCCUAAAUAGAUAAACUCCUCAGGUUAACAAUAUUUGGGCAUAAUAUAUAUAUAUUAUUUUUCUACGUGACUAUGUUGAUAUUAAAGAAAUGGCAAUGGUAACCUCUCAUUAUAAGAUACCUUUUUUUCUGAGUACAUGGAACUCAAACAUAUGAAAAAUAUACCUACAUAUAUGUUCAUAUGUAACAUCUGUGCGACUUUUGCCAUGCGUAACACUGCCGGCAGGCAAUCCAAUCCAAAUCCGACCUUUUUUGGGGGGCACUUUUAUGGAGCAUGAGAAACCGGAGGAGACAGACAGAUAUCAUUGCUUUUAAUUGCCCCGAUCGCAGCGCCUAGGCCUAGGUCAGUCGCAAUUGCAGUCUCCGCCAUCUCGGGCUCAGUCUCGCAGUCUCUCUCUCAGCCUCAGCGCCAUAAUUAAUUUAAUAAAAUGUAAAGCAGCCAGUUUGAAAAAAAAAAAAAAUAAAAUAACAAAACAAAAAACUUGACUCAUUCUCGUCGCUCAGAAGCGACGACUUUGAGCGCGUUUCGGAUUGGAUUCGGUUGACUCACAACUUUUGAGUUCAACUCGUUUUUGUGGCAUUCAACGGCAAGCGAAUAAAAGUUCGCUGCCUCGAAAUUCUAUGAUCAGUUUACAGUCUCAACUUCACCCAGACCCAGGUGUUCCAGUUUCGGUUAAAGGUGCCUUUGCCUUCCUUCUUCCCGCAGAGGAUUAGCCCCCGCUGAAAAGUAUCCAUAACAAACCAAUCAUCAUGCUGACCGCCUGCCAAGUAGCGCUGAUCGCCGGAUGCUUGGCCACUCUAGCCGUGAGCUCCGUUCGGUCGCAGUUCUUCUACCACCAGGCGCUGGGCUUGCCUUCCACUCACUCCGCUUCUUACGAACCGGCCAAUCCCUACCAGGGAUAUGCCACCGCUGAUGCUCAUCCUUCGGUGGUGCGGAAUGCCCAAUGGGAGGCCGAGCUGCCGCCAGAGCUCUCCAAAAGUGCGCGCUUCUAUAAUGAUCCUGUGAUUGCCGCCAACCUGGCCAAGGAGUCGCUGCUGACGAGAAAGGAAAUGGCCGUGGUGCAUCGUGAGGCUGAAAAAAUACCCCGGGAACAGGUCUACAAGCUGUUCAAGAACGCCGGCUACCUGAAUCGCAGAUAG
This is a messenger RNA of Drosophila kikkawai, 1191 nucleotides long. RefSeq lists its product as uncharacterized. Lineage: Eukaryota; Metazoa; Arthropoda; Insecta; Diptera; Drosophilidae. The record is from RefSeq and is a predicted model, not a curated record.